AGAUGUUGAGUUAGCGCACGGCUUCUUGUUUGACUCUCCUUCUCGAAGCUCGGACGGUGGUCAGCUGAUCUGUCAAAAUAUCACGCAGCCCCGUGUGGUUAUGUUUGUGUUUGUGUGUCUCCCAACUACACGUUGAAGACAUGGCAGCCAGGAUGGAGCUUGCACCUUUCAGACCGUGGGAUGAUUUCUUCCCCGGAGCGGACCGUUUUGCCAAACCAGAGUUCAGAGAUUUAACAAAGUGGAACAGCAGAGUGAUCAGUAAUCUGCUUUACUACCAGACGAAUUAUUUCGCCGUGGCUUUUGUGCUUUUCCUCAUUGUAGGGUUCCUGAACCCGUUUGGCAUGUUUCUGGGAGGAGCAGUGGUGACUCUGGUCUUCACGGGUUCUGUGUGGGCAGGAGAGAACAGGGCCACCAUCAAGAACUUCAAAAGGAAGAACCCCACCCUGUUUUUGAUUGGGGUCCUGGUCACCAGCUACUUCUUGCUGUCGCUGUUUGGUGGUGUCAUGGUAUUCAUCUUUGGAAUCACGUUCCCUUUGCUGUUAAUCCUGAUCCACGCCUCUCUGAGACUGCGCAACAUGAAGAACAAACUGGAGAACAAGAUUGAAGGUGUUGGGCUGAAGAAGACCCCUAUGGGUAUCAUCAUGGACCUCCUGGAUCAACAGGAGGAGAAAAUUAACAAGAUUCAGGAUUUUAUUGAAAGCAAACUGAAGGAGUAAGGCCCCAGGCAAGAGUGUGCCAAAAGAAGUAAGUGUCGUACAGUAUGGAUUAAAAUUUAAAUAGCAUAUCCCGUGUGUCAAGUUUGAUUCCCCCCAUAUACAUGUAAAGUAACUGAAGAUUGCACUCUCCUACUUUUUAUCCAUUUACUUUAUUCUCUUAUACAUUUGUAUUAGUUCAAAAUAUCUAUAGAUGGUUACUUACAACAAGAUUAUGACAAGAUUUGCACAAUCAAUGUGUGGACUGGAUGUUGAGAGGCCAUGGGCACCAAAGAUUACCAAAGGUUUUGAGCAUUCCUUUGUCAAAAAAUGUUCCAAAAACAAAUAAUUUCCCUUCUUGACAACGCACUUUGUUUUCCACACUGACUGAUUAUUUAUUUCAGUAACAUGAAGCUGAAUGUUUCAACACAAUGCAGUUAUUAGAUACCAAUUAUAUUAAUUCUAAAAAAGAAAUGAGAUCAGUUUCCUACCUCAAAACAAGCAUGUUAAAUUUUCUUCUUACCAAGUACACCCACCAACCAGUGAACUGUUAACUGCUUAAAGAAAAGCAUUAACUCUCAUCUUGUUAUCUUAGGAGCUGUAUAUAUACUGAUCUGAGACCAGCUUGCUUCUAGUGUGGAUAUGGUUAUAUGGCCUAACUAAUAAUCCUGGACUAUAGAUAUUCCUAUUGCCAAAAGAUUUAUGCAUAUAGUUCCUGACCAUACAGGCUGGCCUGAGUGUAUCCCCUCUGACCACAGCUAUGCAAUACUGAAAAAUGAAUGGCAAGUGCAGCUUUAUUGUUUGAAUAUUAUAUCAUGUUAUUAAAUGUUUGUUGUUAUU
This is a messenger RNA of Xiphias gladius (swordfish), 1532 nucleotides long. Its product is annotated as PRA1 family protein 3-like. NCBI's taxonomy places the organism in Eukaryota, Metazoa, Chordata, Actinopteri, Istiophoriformes, Xiphiidae. Gene Ontology annotation, cellular component: membrane. Gene Ontology annotation, biological process: negative regulation of transport. Bases 141 to 716 code for a protein of 191 amino acids. The record is from RefSeq and is a predicted model, not a curated record. The transcript is spliced from 3 exons.